Molecule: messenger RNA, 1534 nt
Organism: Cokeromyces recurvatus
Lineage: Eukaryota; Fungi; Mucoromycota; Mucoromycetes; Mucorales; Mucoraceae
Exons: 5
Coding region: 10-1518 (502 amino acids)
Biological process (GO): protein ubiquitination; Ras protein signal transduction
Cellular component (GO): cytoplasm
Molecular function (GO): zinc ion binding; ubiquitin protein ligase activity
Source: RefSeq, a predicted model, not a curated record
UUUUGACUAAUGUCAAAUCAUAAAGGGCCACCUAUUGCAUCUGUUUCUCCAACAAUAGAAAAGGGAGAACAUUGUCACGGUAUAUUAAAAUUUAACUACGAUUCAUCAGCAAUAUCUACAACUACAACCAACAUUCAAGAUACUUCUAUUAUAUUAUGCACUUAUGCAAUACCAUUUCAUUUGUCAAUACCUGAAUUCCUUGAAUUCAUUGCACCAGUAGAUCCCUUUGUUAGCCAUUAUAGAAUUGUUCGUGAUGUAAAUCCAGAUCUAUACAUGGUUUUAAUGAAAUUCAGAGAUCCAUAUUCUGCAAACAAUUAUUAUAAACAAUAUAAUAAUAGAUUAUUCAGUUCUAUGGAACCAGAAAAAUGUAAAGUUAUUUAUAUUGAAGCAAUAGAAAUAAACUCUGUCACUAUACCACCUUAUACAUUCCCUUUUAUACAACAAAUGCCAACUAAAGAAGAAGAAGAAGAAUCCUUACCCAUAUGUCCAGUUUGUUUAGAGCCUAUGAACGAAAAUACUACAGGCCUAUUAACAAUUUUUUGCCAACAUACAUUUCAUUGCCACUGUUUAUCAAAAUGGGGUGAUGGCAGUUGUCCAGUGUGUCGAUAUUCACAAAAAUCUAAAAAACUGUUAUUACCUUCUGAGGUAGAUACAUCUUCAUCAUCUAUUAGCAUACAAAAUAACUCUACAGAACGAAUGAUUGGUGAUCAGGAUGAAGAUAACGAAUGCGCUUUAUGUCAUUCAAAAGAGAGUCUUUGGAUUUGUUUAAUUUGUGGAAAUAUUGGUUGUGGAAGAUAUAUGAAUGCUCAUGCCUACGAGCAUUAUCGACAAACAAAUCAUCUUUAUGCACUUGAGAUUGACACACAGCGUGUAUGGGACUAUGCAGGUGACAACUAUGUUCAACGUCUGAUACAAAAUGCUGUAGAUGGUAAAUUGGUGGAGUUACCGAGUGCUGCAGAUUAUGAUUCAAAUGAGAAUGUAGCAAUACAGGAGAAAUUGGAAGCCAUUUCAAUUGAAUAUAAUUACUUGCUUAGUUCACAAUUAGAUUCUCAGCGUAUUUAUUAUGAAAAUCAAAUAGAUGAGGUUUCAUCACAGUUAUCCGUAUUAGCAUCACAAUCAAAAGCAUUGUUAGAAAAGUUUGAUAAAAUACAAAAUGAAAACAAAUCAUUAGAGAUUUCAAUCGAGCAGAAAGAUAAACUUUUUAGAGAUUUAAUCAGAACAAAACUUGAUUCAGACAGUGAUUUGCAUAUUUGGAAAGAAAGAUUUGAGAAUGCAAAAGACGUAUGGUCAGAAGAAAAAGAGUUGACAAAUUCUUUGUCAGAAAUCAAUAGUCUAUUGCUUAAAAGUAUUGAGGAUAGAGAAAAGGCAAUUGAUGAGUUAAGCGACCAAAUACGCGAUUUGAAUUUCUUUUUGGAAGCCCGUGAAAAGGUUCAGGGACAUCCAGAGUUGGAAGGUGGAAGUGUUGAAACACAUACACGGCAAGUUAAACCUUCAAGACGUAGAGGGAAAAGAUUAUAAUAACUUCAUUACAUAU